Molecule: messenger RNA, 285 nt
Organism: Kickxella alabastrina
Lineage: Eukaryota; Fungi; Kickxellomycota; Kickxellomycetes; Kickxellales; Kickxellaceae
Product: nuclear transcription factor Y subunit B-3
Exons: 1
Biological process (GO): regulation of transcription by RNA polymerase II
Cellular component (GO): nucleus; CCAAT-binding factor complex
Molecular function (GO): protein heterodimerization activity; RNA polymerase II cis-regulatory region sequence-specific DNA binding; DNA-binding transcription activator activity, RNA polymerase II-specific
Source: RefSeq, a predicted model, not a curated record
GACAUCAAGGAACAGGACCGUUUUUUGCCCAUAGCUAAUGUGGCGCGGAUCAUGAAGCGAGCGCUGCCUGACAACGCCAAAAUAGCCAAGGAGGCCAAAGAGACAGUUCAGGAAUGCGUAUCCGAGUUCAUAUCAUUUAUUACUAGCGAGGCUAGCGACCGGUGUCAUCAGGAGAAGAGGAAAACCAUCAAUGGCGAGGAUAUCCUGUGGGCCAUGCAGUCACUUGGGUUUGAGAACUACACAGAGGCGCUAAAGAUCUAUCUGGCCAAGUAUAGAGAUUCCAUA